This is a messenger RNA of Halichondria panicea, 7506 nucleotides long. Its product is annotated as protein cbp-1-like. The coding region runs from base 419 to 7030 and encodes 2203 amino acids. The record is from RefSeq and is a predicted model, not a curated record. Gene Ontology annotation, molecular function: transcription coactivator activity; histone acetyltransferase activity; chromatin DNA binding. Gene Ontology annotation, biological process: positive regulation of transcription by RNA polymerase II. Lineage: Eukaryota; Metazoa; Porifera; Demospongiae; Suberitida; Halichondriidae. The transcript is spliced from 24 exons. Gene Ontology annotation, cellular component: histone acetyltransferase complex; transcription regulator complex.
UAUAUUGGUUACAAAAGCGCUGCAAACCACAAAACAGAAAAUGGCUACCAUUUGAUGGGAAAUGAACAAGUUAGAGAGAAAUAGCUAGUUCUAGUGGAAGCUACAAGACAAUUGAUCGUUCUAUUUUGUAGAUUAGUCCUUCAAGAUCUGAUCUUCUAUUUCCUAUUAUUUUUCACUCGCUGAGAGUUGUGAAAUUCUUCGUUUGCUACUACAGACGGAGCUCUAGGUUUGAAUUACACCCUCCUAAAAAUUGAAAAAAAGGUCAAGUAAAGGCUUUUGAAGACUCUCUGCCGGCUACUGAUACUACAGCAAGUCCCUAAAGAAGCUUUAAAGGCGAUCUAUAGUGCCUAUAAUGUAAUCAAGCCUUCGUUUGUCUGGAAUAUUUUUUUUUACCGUGGAGCAAGACAAGAAAUCGCCCAUGGCAGAAGAUAUCCCCCCUACUAAAAAACUACGGUUGGACUCCACAGCAAGUGAAGGGUCUGCAGAAGUGCUGAGUCAAUUUCUGAACGAUUUAGACAACCUACCCGAUCUCUCCUCUUUGGACGGUCUUGCUGGGAAUGAUACGAGUGGUCUCGUUAAUUCAACCUUAAAUGCAAAUCCUUCUCUAUCUCUUCAGCAGCAGAAUGUUCCGAACGCCUCUGUCACUCUCACUCCAACUCAGAAUCAUCAAAGGUCCAACGUUUCCCCAAGUGUCACACCACCUGUUGCGAGUCAAGUACCCACCCCCUAUAGUGCUACACCUCCUCAAACGCAGCCACCCUCUAUGAACCACGCUACUCCGAAUGCCACCAUUAACAUGUACAACAACAGCCCUCGUGGAGAUGUCAAUUCCUCGAUGUAUUCCAGUUACAAUGCUUCGGGCAACGCUCCGAGCCCUCAACCGAUAGCGGUCAGCACUUUAGGUGACCCCACACCUGCCCUACCGUCAGUCAGCUCCACCCCUGCUCACGGAAUUGUAUCCAUGGCACCCUCGAGCUCGAUGCAAAACUUUGACCCGAUGGCCAGAAAUGUUACUCCUAUGAUGACAAAUUCACCUGGUAUGUCUCAACAGCCUGGAAUGGUGGGCGGGGCUCCCAUGUACCCUAGCUCUGGAGCGAGAAUGGCAAUGCCUCAAGGCUACCAAGGUAGUCAUCCUGGGAUGCACCACCCUGGAAUGCACCCCAGCCAAAUGCGAUUGCAACAAGGCGGAGGAAUGAUGGGACCGACGAUGCAAGGUGCAAUGACACGUCACGUUAACCACCCAGGGAUGACGAUGGACGGUGGACAAAUAGGACGGCCUGGAAUGGUCCCACAGAUGAGCCCUCAGGGUAUGCACCCUCAAAUGCGAGCCCAGUACAACUACGUUCAGCAGCACAGAACAAUGCAAAACCCCGUGCACAUGAACCCUGGAAUGCAUCCUGGGAUGAGAAGACAGGUGCACAUGUCACCUGGUGGCCAGCAAGUAAUGAGUCCUGGGAUGAGAAUGGCCAACCCUAGUGGAAUAAUGUACGGCAGACCUCCUGGAGCAAUGUACAACGUCCCUCAGAAUCAGAUCCAAACCAACCACCGUGGAUUCGCUCCAACUCCUGAGCAGACGUCUCAUAUGCAGCAGAGUAAUGCUAUGAGUCAGCCACCAGUUCCAGUCACUGGCAAUCCAGCAACCUCCCAGGGUGGACCAUUGGCUCAGAAUGACUCUUCUUUCAACAGUGGACAACAGCCACAUCAAGGCAUCCCUCAGAGCAGUGGCCCUCUUCUAGGUGGAGCUGUAUCCCAAGCCCCUCCCACUUUUCAGCAGACCACGCCCAACAAUGCCCUGCCAGGCUCAACUGGCGGGACCCCUUCUCUCCCAGGACGCACCAACAUGCAGGGAAUGACUUCUGUUGAUGAUAAUCUAUUGUCUCAGAAUCAGCAGCAGCAGCAACAACAGCAGCAGCAGCAACAGCAGACAACCUCUCAAGCAACUGGGGGGAUGCCUAACCACCGUGUCCCCACCCCACCCCCUCCUGGAUCCAUCCACGUACAGAAUCUAUUCCCGGGUGGUGGAAACAAGCUACCACCGGGGGCUCCCCCUAACCAGACCUCGGACCCUGAGAAGAGGAAGCAGAUUCAACAGCAGUUGGUGCUCCUACUCCAUGCUCACAAGUGCCAGAGGAGGGAGAGAGAUCAACAGGCGAGCGGUGAAUAUCGACCGUGUACCCUCCCACACUGCAAGACCAUGAAGAGUGUGCUCAAUCACAUGACUGAGUGUCAGGCAGGAAGAUCCUGCACCUAUGCACACUGUGCCACGUCUCGUCAGAUCAUCAAUCACUGGAGGAACUGUAUGCGUCCUGACUGUCCUGUGUGUCUACCUCUCAAGCACCCUACACAGCAACAGCAACAACCACAACAGAAACAGCUUACUGGAGGUCAGCCACUUGAUCUCGUUGGGUCUCAGUUUCCAAGUGGCUCUCCGGACAGUGGGCUAUUCGGACUGCCUCAGGGUGGUGGAAUGGGACUGGGACCCACUCCCGGUGGUGGUAUCGGGCAAAAUUCUGGUUCCAUAAUGCAAGGGCCUAACAUGCAACCUCACAUGCCCGGAAGAGGAAUGGACCCAACUAGAACAAUGUUUCCAGGGCCAGGACAGGGAAACAACAUGGGCGGCUACAAUCCUGGAGCAGUUCCUGGCCUGGGAGGACCACCGCAAUCAAGCUUCCCCCUCCCCAUUCCACAGAUCACGAGCAAUCCCACUCAAGCGUGGCACUCUCUUGUGAGCCCUGACCUCAGGCAGCACCUCGUUAGAAAACUAGUGGAGGCCAUCUAUCCUGUACAUGAUCCCACUGCUUUGAGAGAUGCUCGAGUCAAGAGUCUUAUCCAGUAUGCCAUGAAGGUUGAGAAGGUGAUGUUUGAGGCAGCUCAGAGCAGAGAGGAGUACUACAAGCUAUUGGCUCAGAAGAUCUACCUCAUCAGGAAAGAGCUGGAGGACAGAAAGAGAAACAAGAGCAGAGGUGGUCAUAUGAUGAACGGAGGAGACCCUUCCCACCAGGGUUACCCCGGGCAACCCUCCUCCAUGCAAACCAGUAGUGGCCAAUACCAGAUGCCACCCACACCAGCCUCCAAUAUGAACCCCCCCUCUGUUACAGGCAACUCCUCGCCCCAUCCAAACAUCAACAGCGAUCUGCCCCCAGGGUUCCCUCCCACUCCUAUCCAUUCCGUUGACGUCAAGAAGGAACAUCCCAACCCUAACGACCCGUCUGCUCAAAUCAGUAUCCCUUCUCUGCCUUCCUCGGUGAAAUCUGAGUUUAAGACUGAACUUCUCUCUCCCACUUAUCCCCCGGGCUCUAUCACCGGCCCACCGCUCUCUCAACAGCAGCAGAUCAAGACAGAGCUCAACCCGAGCAUUCCCCCUCCCUCCGACAACAUUCCCAGUGUGCCACAGAGUACUGGUGUUCCGAGUGUAAAGAGAGAGUCUAUUUCUGAGAUGCCGCCACCAUCUGCCAAACCUGCCACGCCCUCCAUCCCCAUGGAUACCAAUACACCACGGUCCCCUGCUGUCGGUACUAACUGGAUUAAAUCCGAUCCUGCCCUUAGAAAAGUGUUCUCCAUUGAUGAGCUUGAGGCGGCACUGAGGCCAGUGUUUAGUGCAGUAUGGAACCAAGACUUGGAGUCUUUUCCAUUCCGGAACCCCGUUGACCCCAUGCUGCUUGGAAUACCCGACUACUUUGAAGUGAUCAAGAACCCUAUAGACCUCACCACCGUCUCCAACAAGCUCUCUAGCGGGGAGUACAAGAGUGGAUGGGAGUUUUGCCAUGACAUGUGGCUCAUGUUUGACAAUGCGUGGGCCUACAACAAGAAGACAUCCAGAGUGUAUAAAUACUGCAGCAAGCUGUCAGAGGUCUUUGAUCAGCACAUCGAUGGAGCCAUGAAGCAACUGGGGUACUGCUGUGGCAUGAGGUACACCUACCAUCCUCAAGUGCUCUACUGCUACGGUAAACCACUGUGUACCAUUCCAAGGGACUCCCCCUACUAUGGCUGUCAAAACAGGUAUAUUUAUUGCCCCAAGUGCUUCAGUGAGAUCCAGGGGGACACAGUGACGGUGGGGGAUGACCCUCUAUCCGCUACUAGGAUACCGAAGUUACAGUUCAAGGAGUUGAAGAACAACGCCAUAGACAGAGAACCAUUUGUGGAGUGUGUCCACUGUGGUCGUCAGAUGCACCAGAUCUGUGUGCUUCACCAUGACCAGAUAAGGCCUGGGGGCUACCAGUGCGACAGCUGCCUCUCUGCUCUGGGCAAGAAGAAGAAAGAAAACAAGUUUGUUCCCAGGCGCCUCCCUGUUACGAAGUUGAGCUCUUACCUCGAGGAGAGAGUCAAUACCAUCCUCGUUGACGAGAACUCUGGAGCGGGUAAUAUCACCAUCCGAGUGGUCUCCUCCUCCGACAAGACGCUGGACACACGCCCCCUCAUGAGGGAUAGGUUUGCAGGGGAUUUCCCCGCUCAGUUCCCCUAUCGGACCAAGGCCAUGUUUGUGUUUGAGGAGAUUGACGGCGUGGACGUUUGCUUCUUUGGCAUGCACGUUCAGGAGUAUGGGUCAGACUGUCAGGCUCCAAAUACCAGGCGUGUGUACAUCUCCUACCUGGACAGUGUGCACUUCUUCAAGCCCAGACUCUUCAGAACCAAAGUCUACCACGAGCUUCUCAUUGGUUACCUGGAGUUCUGUAAAUCCAAUGGAUUCAUGACGGCUCACAUUUGGGCAUGCCCCCCCAGCGAGGGAGAUGACUACAUUUUCCAUUGCCACCCCCUCGAGCAGAAGAUCCCCAAGCCCAAGAGGCUGAGUGACUGGUACAGGAAGAUGCUCGACACUGCCAAGGAGAUGAACGUCAUCUAUGACUAUAAAGAUAUAUUCAAAAACUGUACUGAUGAUGGGGUUACCUUGGUGACAGAGCUGCCAUACUUUGAGGGUGACUUUUGGCCAAAUGUUCUGGAAGAAUUCAUCAAAGAACUUGACCAGGAAGCCAGGGAGAGAGAAGCCUCAGAGUUAGCAUCUGAGGUCCCAAAGAAAGCUGGCAAGCGUGGCACUAACAAGAAGGGCAGUAAGAAAGCUAGUGGAGCUCGAAACAAGUCCACCAAAAAGGGUGGUAUCAUGCUGGGUGGUGACGACCUCUCCUCCAAGGUUUACCAAACCAUGGAUAAGCACAAAGACGUUUUCUUCACUGUCCUCCUGCACCCCCCCUCCUCUGACUCCUCCCCCCUCCCCGGGACUACAGACCCGGACCAACUCAUCAACUGUGACCUCAUGGACGGGAGAGAUGCUUUCCUCACUAUGUCACGUGAGAGGCACUGGGAGUUCUCGUCGCUGAGACGCGCCAAGUUCUCGUCCAUCUCGAUGGUCUAUGAGCUACAUACUCAGAGCGAGGACAAGUUCAUGUACAACUGCAACAGCUGUCACUUGGACGUGGUGGCCAGAUAUCACUGCACUGAGUGUGACGACUUUGACCUUUGCAUCAAGUGCUACAAGGAUGUUAGCCAUAAACACCAGAUGGUGAAACUAGGACUUGAUAUUGACGACCCACAAUCUAACGAAUCGAAGCAGCUGGACCCACAGAAAGCUCGCCAGGCCUCGAUUGAGAAGUGCAUUCGUGCUCUGAUACAUGCCACCCAGUGCAGGGACCCUCACUGCAAGCAACCCAGCUGUAUCAAGAUGAAGAAAGUACUCACUCACACCAGGGAAUGCAAACUCAUGCUUGCCAGAAAAUGGAACCAGUGUACCAUCUGCAAACAGUUUGUCCUGCUCUGUAUCUCUCAUGCCAAGAACUGCACUGACGAUGCUUGUCGUGUACCUCUCUGUGCUACCAUCAAAAAGAACCUCAAGGAGCAGCGAAAACAACGGACUGUGGAAACGAACCGAUUUGCUCAGCAGAGGGUAGCACGUAUGGCUAAUAUGCUCACCAGUAAUGGCUCCUCUGGCGGUAAUGCUUCAUCUCCACAACAGUCAUCCUCAACUCACGUCUCGCCACAGGGGAAGAAUCCAAACCCAGCCGCUCCCUCUCCAGUUGCCCCUCGAUCUGUCGGUAAAGGAGGCCCCAAGACGCCUGGCACACCCGGAGGAAAAGGACGAAUGAUGACCAAUCCUUCGUCCGUUGGAAUGGGUGGAGCCACUGUCCCUGGCCUAGCACAAGCUGGCAAGCCUGAGCAGAACAUGCAUCCUGUGCCUCCUAAUGUUACUGUGACGCAGUCCCCACGGAUGGAUGGAGAGAUGCAAAUCAAGAAGGUGUCAAGUCCACCUAUCGAGCAGCUGGUUGCAAUGCUUAGAGACCCUAAUAAAAGAGAAAUGGCACAACAGUACCUUAACAGCAACCCUGAAUUGAAGCAACGAGUUCAAAUGGUGUUGAACAGUACUAGAGUGAACCCUCAGAACAUGAUGUAUCACAACCCGACAGGUGGAAAUCCGAUGUACAACACUCAACAGAUGCGAACGAAUGCAAUGUACCACUCUCACUCAAACUAUGGGCACCCACAGCAACAGCAACAGAUGAUGCGAUACCCCGCCAACCACCCUCAAUAUCCCAUGUCCACUCAGACUAGAAUGGCCCCAGGUAACUAUCCUCCUCAACGAACUCCGUACCAGAAUACAGCUCACCAGAACCACCCCACUCUCCAGCGAAUGCUCACCUCAGGAACCCCCCAGCAGCAGUAUGCCACUCAGCAACAGCAGCACUCUUAUAAUCCUCAGAUGCCCUCGCACCACUUAGGACCCCCUCCCCAGUACCCCGCUACAAUGGGGCAACACCCCAUGCCGCAGACAGCUGGCUAUCCUCAAGUGCUCGGCCAGCAGGCACGCCCAGUUCCGGCCCCCUCACCGAUGGGACCGCAGCAUAUGCCCCAACAGAUGCAGUACAGUGGUACCAAUCAAGGCAUGGUAAUGGACCAAAUGGAACCAAAUUUUAUGUAUCAGCAAAGUCAGCCUCAACAGUACGCUCUGAACUCGUCAAACAACAACAACAGUUAUUCCCAAGGUGACAUGUUGAGUGCACUCACACCUCAAGAUAGGCUCUCAAAAUUUGUUGAGAAGUUAUAACCACAAUGGAACUUUAAUACUGUAAUAAUGUCUAGUUUCAUUCUUCUAACUGUCUUUCUGAAUGGGCUACUCAUUUCAAAUUCAUCAUGGUUUGUAUUUAUAGUGCUCUCGCUCAGUGUUGUACGUUUUCUCUUCUCUGUGAUUUCAAUCUGUGUUUUGUCAUAGACCUAUGAACACCAUUUAAUUAAGCUUUCUGUCCUGUUUUAUUUUGCACUCCCAGUUUAAUAAUGUCCCAACCUAGGUAUGCUCAAAGAUAUAUAUGUUAGCAUCUCAUUCUUUGCUAUUCAUUCACAUUCAAGACUUGUGCUGCACUUCAAACAGUCUGUUCCAUUUUCUAUUUGGGGAACAAAAAUGUCAUUUCAUUUUUUGCUUUUAUCACAAGCACUCACACCAUAACAGUAAUGUGUGUUACUAUUUUCUCUUCUUUACUUGAAACAUGUUCAUUGUGUAUUUAUGUGCAUGAUGUUUGCUAAUGA